Molecule: messenger RNA, 1431 nt
Organism: Umbelopsis ramanniana AG
Lineage: Eukaryota; Fungi; Mucoromycota; Umbelopsidomycetes; Umbelopsidales; Umbelopsidaceae
Exons: 10
Coding region: 1-1431 (476 amino acids)
Biological process (GO): meiotic spindle organization; mitotic cell cycle; mitotic spindle organization
Cellular component (GO): gamma-tubulin complex; spindle; cytoplasm
Molecular function (GO): GTP binding; structural constituent of cytoskeleton
Source: RefSeq, a predicted model, not a curated record
AUGCCGCGCGAAAUCAUUACGUUGCAAGCCGGACAAUGCGGCAAUCAGAUUGGAAGCGAAUUUUGGCGGCAACUGUGUGCCGAACAUGGAAUUAGCAGUGACGGUACCUUGGAGGAUUUCGCUACGGAGGGUGGUGACAGGAAGGACGUCUUUUUCUACCAGGCCGACGAUGAUCACUACAUUCCGCGUGCCAUCCUGCUCGAUCUGGAACCAAGAGUCGUCAAUAACAUCAGAUCCUCGGCAUUUGCGAACCUCUAUAACCCAGAAAAUAUAUUUGUGUCGAAUGAUGGUGGUGGCGCUGGCAAUAUUUGGGCUCAUGGAUAUGCACAAGGAGAGAAGAUAUCCGAAGAGAUUAUGGAUAUGGUGGACAGAGAAGCUGACGGUAGCGACUCUCUUGAGGGAUUCAUGUUAUUGCACUCAAUUGCUGGAGGCACUGGUUCUGGCAUGGGUUCAUUCCUCUUGGAGCGUCUCAACGAUCGCUACCCCAAGAAAUUGAUUCAAACUUACUCAGUCUUUCCAAACUCGGAGGAGGUAUCGGAUAUUGUCGUUCAACCAUACAACAGCAUACUUAGUUUGAAGAGAUUAACCUGCAAUGCAGAUAGUGUGGUGGUGUUGGACAAUGCGGCUUUAGCACGAAUUGCAACUGAUCGCCUACACAUACAAACACCAACAUUUGAGCAAACCAAUCAACUGGUAUCCACCGUCAUGUCAGCGAGCACUACGACAUUGAGAUAUCCUGGAUACAUGAACAAUGAUUUGGUUGGCAUGAUAUCUUCACUUAUCCCUACACCUCAGUGCCACUUCUUGACUACAGCAUAUACGCCUUUCUCAAGCGACCAGGUUGAUAAAGCCAAAUCCAUUCGCAAAACGACGGUCUUGGAUGUCAUGCGAAGGUUGUUGCAGCCCAAAAAUCGCAUGGUGUCGACAAUACCGAGUAAACGUAGUUGCUAUAUAUCUGUGCUGAACAUCAUUCAAGGCGAAGCGGAUCCAACCGAUGUGCAUAAAUCGCUUUUGCGUAUAAGAGAACGUCGCCUAGCUCAGUUCAUUCCUUGGGGACCAGCGAGUAUUCAAGUUGCUUUGACAAAGAAAUCACCAUAUGUUCAAACGUCACAUCGAGUGAGCGGACUUAUGCUUGCCAAUCAUACAAGUAUUGCAUCUCUUUUCAGAAGGACAUGCGAUCAGUAUGAUAAAUUCAGGAAGAGAAAUGCUUUCCUGGAGCAAUAUCGCAAAGAGCCUAUGUUUUCCGACACAUUGGACGAGUUUGAUGACUCCCGACAGGUUGUGCAAGACUUGAUUGAAGAAUACGAGGCUUGCGAAACGCCAGACUAUGUUAAUUAUGUGAGUGCCUUUGGUUUUGGAAACACCGAUCCUGCUGCUCUUUUAACUAAUAGGUUUGGUUCUCAGGGUCAAAAUGAAAUGCAAACCCAUUAA